Molecule: messenger RNA, 1986 nt
Organism: Liolophura sinensis
Lineage: Eukaryota; Metazoa; Mollusca; Polyplacophora; Chitonida; Chitonidae
Product: aspartate--tRNA ligase, mitochondrial-like
Exons: 18
Coding region: 28-1908 (626 amino acids)
Biological process (GO): aspartyl-tRNA aminoacylation
Cellular component (GO): cytoplasm; mitochondrion
Molecular function (GO): aspartate-tRNA ligase activity; ATP binding; nucleic acid binding
Source: RefSeq, a predicted model, not a curated record
ACAGGAAGCAUGUGGUAGCUGUCGAAAAUGAGCAGGAAAGUCGUCUGCUGCUUCUGUAAGAGUUUACAGGCAGCUCUGCAAAGGCCUUCUGUGCGACAGCUGGCUGGUCGCAGUUUUUCAAAGCCACCAGAUAUAGGCCGUCAAACUAGUUUCUCAGGUAGAAGUCACACAUGUGGGGAAUUAACAAAGACUGAUAUAGGGAAACAAGUGACUAUUUGUGGCUGGGUUCAGCACCAAAGGCUUCAGCAAUUUGUGGUCCUACGGGAUUGGCAUGGAUUGACACAAGUUAUCAUUCCAGACGAGAAGAAACCUGCAGUUCCAGAUCUGGCAUUGGAAUCCGUUAUCCAAGUUACAGGUCUGGUGCAAGAAAGACCAGAUGGCCAACAAAAUACAAAAAUGCCAACAGGUGAAAUAGAAGUUGUAUUAAAAGACAUCCAGGUACUGAACGAAUGCAAACCUAACCUUCCGUUCAAUAUACAAGACUUCCAUAAGGUAAAAGAAGCGUUACGUAUGGAAUAUCGUUAUCUGGACUUGAGAAAUAAAGAUCUCCAGCGAAAUUUGAGGCUACGAUCAGAGAUGGUGAUGAAAAUGAGAGAAUUUCUCUGUAAUCAAAAUGGAUUCGUGGAUGUGGAAACCCCGACCUUGUUUAGACAAACACCAGGGGGAGCCAAAGAGUUUGUUGUGCCGUCACGAUUUGCAGGAAAAUUUUAUACUCUUCCACAAAGUCCGCAGCAGUUCAAACAGCUGCUAAUGGUGGGAGGAAUAGACAGGUACGUCCAGAUUGCCAGGUGUUACCGUGACGAGGGAAGCAAACCUGAGAGACAGCCUGAGUUUACACAGGUAGACAUUGAAAUGUCAUUUGUCAACCAGGACAAUGUACUGGACUUGGUUGAGCACAUGCUGGUACAUUGCUGGCCAGAGUCCAAGGGGAGACUAUCCAUCCCUUUCCCAAGAAUGACUUACCAUGAAGCCAUGGCCAAAUAUGGAGUUGACAAGCCAGAUACAAGAUUUGACAUGCAGAUUUGUGACGUCACAGAUAUCAUAAGGGAGAGCAAUCUUGAGACUUUUAGGCCAUUGCUGGAUCAGCCGUCUGCUAGCAUACAAGCCGUCAAUAUCACAGGAGGAGCUCUCCACUUCAGUAAUAAAGACAUUUCCAGUUUGCAGUCUGUGGUGCAGGAGAAUUCAGCUGAGAAAAUCUUCAAAGUGAUCAAAGUGAAGGAAGAUGGUAGUCUUCAGUCUCCGUUGGUGAAGCAUCUCCGUGCAGAUGAUGUCAGCAGGCUCAAAGCAACCCUAAAGCCCCUGAGUGGAGAUCUAAUACUGUUGUCUGGUGGAAACCAGUUUGAACCGCACUCUGUGUUGGGUAGAUUGCGAUUAGAAUGUGCCAGUUUACUAGAGUCAAAAGGUGUUGAGGUGCGGAAGAAAGCAGAUUUCAACUUUUUAUGGGUUGUGGAUUUUCCUCUGUUUUUGCCUAAGGAGGGAGGGGGCGUGGAAUCCGCUCACCAUCCAUUCACAGCUGCUCACCCAGAUGACGCUCACCUCCUGACUACUCACCCCAAUCAGGUCAGAAGUCAGCACUACGAUCUGGUGGUAAAUGGCAGCGAGAUUGGAGGCGGGUCAAUCCGAAUACACAAUGCCGAUGAACAGAGAUUCGUGCUGGAGAAAGUACUUCAGGAGGACUGCAGUGAACUGUCUCACCUGCUGGAUGCCUUAGAGUCUGGGUGUCCCCCUCAUGGAGGAAUAGCAUUAGGUCUGGAUCGUCUUAUGGCCGUAGUGUGCGGAACUCCAAGUAUUCGUGAUGUAAUAGCCUUCCCCAAGUCACAUGAUGGCAAAGAUCCAAUGAGUAAAGCCCCGGCGGUAGUGUCUCAGGAGGAGUUGGAUGUGUAUCACAUACAGAUAAAGGACACAUAGCACAAUGUGCUGUAAUAGAAAUAGCUAGUGUAUACUGUGUGAGAAAUAGCCUCCUCUUCUGUGUGAGAAAGUCCCCUC